Molecule: messenger RNA, 1078 nt
Organism: Trifolium pratense (red clover)
Lineage: Eukaryota; Viridiplantae; Streptophyta; Magnoliopsida; Fabales; Fabaceae
Product: vesicle-associated membrane protein 721-like
Exons: 5
Coding region: 227-889 (220 amino acids)
Biological process (GO): vesicle-mediated transport
Cellular component (GO): membrane
Source: RefSeq, a predicted model, not a curated record
UCCGAACUAAUCGCGGCUUUGUAAGUAUCAGCAGCACUUUAUAAACAGUUGCAAAACCCUUUCUUUUUUCUCACUCUUUCUCUCUCUAUAUUCCCUCCCCCUCUCUCUCUCUCUAGAAAAGAAGAGAAAAGAAAGGAGAAAGAAAAGAAAAGUUUGGAGAGAAUAUAGCUAACUGCAUCACCACCAUCAGAAGAAACCGUUGUUCGAUAGAUCUGUGGAGAAGAAGAUGGGACAGAACCAAAAAUCUUUGAUCUACGCCUUCGUUUCUCGCGGAAGCGUGAUUCUCUCUGAAUACACCGAAUUCAGCGGAAAUUUCAACUCGAUCGCGUUUCAGUGCCUUCAGAAGCUUCCAGCUUCCAACAACAAAUUCACCUACAACUGUGAUGGCCACACCUUCAAUUACCUCGUCGAUAAUGGCUACACCUAUUGUGUUGUUGCGGAUGAAUCUGUUGGAAGACAAGUGCCUGUGGCUUUUCUGGAGCGUGUGAAGGAUGAUUUUGUUGCGAAAUAUGGCGGUGGGAAGGCUUCUACAGCUGCACCUAACAGUCUGAAUAAGGAUUUUGGGCCUAAGUUGAAGGAACAUAUGCAGUACUGUGUUGAUCACCCUGAGGAGGUAAGCAAGCUUGCAAAGGUGAAAGCUCAGGUUUCUGAAGUCAAAGGUGUCAUGAUGGAGAAUAUUGAGAAGGUCCUGGACAGGGGGGAAAAGAUUGAGCUUCUGGUUGACAAGACUGAGAACCUUCAUCACCAGGCACAAGACUUCAGGAACUCGGGGACUAAAAUCCGUAGAAAGAUGUGGCUGCAAAAUAUGAAGAUAAAGCUGAUUGUAUUGGCAAUUUUGAUAGCCCUGAUCCUCAUAAUUGUCCUUCCAAUUGUUCUCAAGAAUAAAUAAACGCUGCUUGCCGAGACAUUUAUCUUGUUAUUUCUGACUUUCUUGUGAUUAUAUAUAUGAUGAGGAAAGAUAUCAGGUGGAUGGCAUGAUUUUGUAUGUAGUCAAGAUAUCAGAACCUGUAUACCUUUAAAGCUUUUACAGUAUGAAGAUGAUGAUAUAAGAUUGCUUCUAUAUGCUUUUUUGCUUGAA